This is a messenger RNA of Culex pipiens pallens (northern house mosquito), 2015 nucleotides long. Its product is annotated as transmembrane protein 65. The transcript has 6 exons. The coding region runs from base 441 to 1412 and encodes 323 amino acids. Lineage: Eukaryota; Metazoa; Arthropoda; Insecta; Diptera; Culicidae. Gene Ontology annotation, cellular component: mitochondrion. The record is from RefSeq and is a predicted model, not a curated record.
GGUGAUGCAUCGUAAAGAGCGAAUCAAAACAAAAACAGUUCCACCACAAACGCAAACUUUUCGUGUGUCGUGAGAAGCUCCAGCUUUUCCUCGGGAGAGGAAAAUCCGUGUUUAGCAGUAGUGUUCCUGUUCUCGUCGCCGUCGGUCGUGUGGAGUCCUCCUUCGCCGUGACAGUGAGUGUGCGCGCGUGUGUGUGUUUGUGUCGGGUUAUGCGUAAUCGGUGCCCCAGCUGAGUGUUAUCACAAGAAAGAGCCUCGUCGCAGCCUCCGUGCAGAAGGAGCAGCAGCAGUGUGUGAUAAGGCCCGGUUCCUGGUGGGGGUGUUGUGCUCUGUGUUUGGACAGAGAGGGUUUUCGGAUUCCAGGAAUUCAAGGGAAAGUAGAGGAAAAGUUUUUUUUUCCGGAGCUUUGUGUUUUGUGCCGAGAGAAAAAGUUAAGUGAAAAUGAACACCAGUGUGUCGGCGAUGUCCCGUGUGUCCUGUCUGGUGGUUCAACAGUGCUCCCGGAAUGUACCAGGGGUGGCAGCAUGCUCAGUUAGUUCCGGUGGAGACCGGAUACCAGCUGGGAGAAGCUUCAGCAGUGCGAGCAGUACUUCAACCGGCUACUUGUUCAAAGUCAACGGCCACCGCCGUUUCCCAGCGGUCCAGAUCGUCAGCAGUCGUGGCUACACGCAGGCAGCGUCCACCCUGACGCGCGAGCAGCUGCACGAUCUGGUCUACCGUCUCAACGAAGAUGAAAGGGAAUUGCUGAUGAACACGCUGAAGCAGUUUGAAUCCAACAAGCAGAAGGCUCAGUUUGAAGGACAGUUGGCGGCCACGGUUUGGCGAAGUAGGUUCGGUCGUCCGGCACGGCUAAAGCCCUCGCUUGGGGACGUCGAUCCCACCGGUUCCUACUGUGCGGUACCGGAAGAUUGGCUGCAGAAAAAGUUCGCCGAAGCAGAACCUACACCGCCGACGGGGGACUUGAUGAAAUUGGGACUCGUAAAUGCACUUCCAUUCAUCGGAUUCGGCUUCCUGGAUAACUUCACCAUGAUUAUUGCGGGCGACUACAUCGAGCACACGCUCGGCCUGUUUAUGUGCAUCUCGACGAUGGCAGCGGCCGCCCUGGGCAACACUAUCAGCGACGUCAUCGGCAUCGGGUCCGCCUUCUACGUGGAGAAGCUGGCCGAGAUGAGCGGCGUACGGCCCCCGAAGCUGACCCCGAUCCAGCUCGAGAUGAAGGCGAGCCGACGAGCGGCCAACCUGGGUCGCGUGUGGGGCAUCACAAUCGGAUGUCUGCUGGGGAUGUGCCCGUUGCUGUUCAUGAAGGACGAGGACAAGGGGGACAAGAAGAAGGGCGAUAAGAAGGACAAUGGCGAGGAUGCCAACAGCCAGACCACGCCAGAACUGGUGGUCCUGGAAGGCAGCAGCAAGUAAAGACGAUGAUACCUUCGCCACGGGUUCAGUCAGUUAUAAGAUAUUGUUCGCGCGUACUUUAUACGGCUCAGGCGGCUCGAAGUGCCGCGCACUCUGUUUGUGUUAUUCAACGAUUACUUUAUACAAAGCUGUUACGACUUUCUAUUUAUUCUGUACAGUAAUCGAAACUGUGUAAAUAAUACGUUUGUGGUCUCACCGCGCUCAACAUUAUAACAGAACCUUACUCACAUUUUCACCCCUUAACCAACUCUAGAGAAUAACUUUGUUUAACGAUGCGUUUCUUGUUAAUAUAGACUUUUUCAACACACACACACUAGUCUUUCAAAAAGUUAGGAGAAUGAACGCUAACUUAACUUUUAAGGUACCUAACUCUCGUCGCCCAAAAGCAAACUCAAACUCACAAGCAAACUUUGGUGCAGAACAACCGUGCGUCUCCACACCUCCAAUUACAGACAGACAAAUUUGGCUAGAGCCAAACAGUUUGUGCCGCCUCAAGUAUAGAGCUAAACUUAUGUUGCAUUUAGCACAGCAAUCGUGGCUCAUUUUGCUUCAUUAUGUGUAGACACUAGGAACAGGAACAAAAUUGUACUUAUUAUAUUCUCA